AUGGCGGACGCAGGACGAGGUGUAGGCCAGCAAGUAGAUGUUGUCGUUGUAGGCGACUUCAACCCACACGACCAACUGGGGGGAGGUGACGAGAUUCUGCUGGCCAGACAGGGAGAAGCGGACGAGAUCAUUGAGUUGAUGACAGAAUUCUCCCUCAACAGCCUGCUGCCUAGAGGAACAAAGACUUGGAAAGGAACAGACAAGGCGGGGCGGAUCCGCGAGACUACCAUUGACCUAGUGUUUGCGUCUCAGGAUCUAGCGAACGACCUAGUUAGAUGUGGACCACACGUUACGGACCAUGGAUCGGAUCAUAGAACAAUUGAGACGAUCUUUGAAACGGCGGUGCCUGAGCCAAUACCCCAGGUACGCUUGCUUUUCAAAAACGCUCCAUGGAAGAAAAUAAAUGUCAGGGUUGCCGUGGGCCUGGAGGGGAGCCCAGCCGAGUGUACGGUUCAACAGCAGACAGAUCGUCUUAUGUCAGUGGUGUUGGAGGCGGUUCACGCCUUAACACUCAAAGCUAAGCCUUUCGCGUAUGCGAAGCGAUGGUGGACGACAGACCUCACGCAACUUCGCAGAAUAUACACAUACUGGCGUAACCGCGCCAGGACGGAGAGACGGGUAGGCCAGCCGGUUAUUGAACUCGAAGAAACGGCCAAAGCCGCAGCCAAACGAUACCAUAGUGCGAUUCGACAGCAGAAGAGAUCCCACUGGGAUGCCUUCCUUAAGGACGAGGACAACAUCUGGGAAGCAGCCAAAUAUCUAAACCCAGGCGUCGACCCGGCCUUUGGCAAAGUACCUCAACUCGUAAGGGCAGACAAAUCUCGGACGGCCUUUAAUAAGGAACAAGCUGAAGAGUUACUGGCUACCUUCUUUCCGCCCCUCCCUGUCGACACCGAAGAUGAGGGUGAAAGACCUCAACGACCUCCGGUGCCCAUGCCAGACCUCACCGUGGAAGAAAUAGAACGGCAGCUUCUCCAUGCCAAGCCUUGGAAGGCACCUGGUGAUGAUGGACUACCAGUCAUAGUGUGGAAGAAAAUCUGGCCCGUGGUGAAACACAGGGUCCUGGCGUUAUUUCAAGCAUCAUUGACAGAAGGAGUGUUACCUGACCAAUGGCGGCACGCAAAGAUCGUACCCUUGAAGAAAUCUGACAAACCUGACUAUGCUCUCGCCAAAGCAUGGAGACCAAUAUCAUUGCUGUCAACACUCGGCAAGCUUCUGGAAGCUGUGCUCGCGGAAAGGUCGUCUCACGCGGUUGAGACUUACGGCUUGCUACCUACAAAUCACUUCGGGGCACGCAAGCAGAGGUCAGCAGAGCAAGCCCUGAUGCUCCUUCAAGAGCAGAUAUAUGCGGCUUGGAGAGGGCGUCGGGUGCUGAGCCUCAUUAGUUUUGGGGAAUUGCUAUACCGGCAUGACACUUUGGCUACACCGGCACCGGCAUGA
Molecule: messenger RNA, 1440 nt
Organism: Metarhizium robertsii ARSEF 23
Lineage: Eukaryota; Fungi; Ascomycota; Sordariomycetes; Hypocreales; Clavicipitaceae
Product: Endonuclease/exonuclease/phosphatase
Exons: 1
Coding region: 1-1440 (479 amino acids)
Molecular function (GO): catalytic activity
Source: RefSeq, a predicted model, not a curated record